Molecule: messenger RNA, 1495 nt
Organism: Panicum virgatum (switchgrass)
Lineage: Eukaryota; Viridiplantae; Streptophyta; Magnoliopsida; Poales; Poaceae
Product: peptidyl-prolyl cis-trans isomerase FKBP19, chloroplastic-like
Exons: 10
Coding region: 276-920 (214 amino acids)
Cellular component (GO): thylakoid; chloroplast
Molecular function (GO): peptidyl-prolyl cis-trans isomerase activity
Source: RefSeq, a predicted model, not a curated record
UUUUAUUAUUAUUUUUUUUUUUGUCUCUCCUGGAUGGGCAUGGGCUGGAUCCUGGAGCCACCGAAUCCACCAUGAACCACUCAUUCCGUUUCAGCUGUACCAGUCCAGAAGCAGCUUCUCCAAUCUCCACCCUUCAUCAUCUUCCUCGUUAGCUCCUUUCUUCCACACCUCCAGCUUCCUCUCACACUCUCUCAUCUCACCCCUGAACUGCGCGUGCAGUGGAGUGGUGAUCAACCAAGAUCCGACAACCGUUUCCCUGUUUUCUUGAUCAGGGGAUGGUGGUUCUCGCGAAGCUCGGGGCCCCGAGCAUGCCAGGUUUUAUGAUGGACAGAAGGAGACUGAUGUUGAUACCUGCAAUUACCAUUGGCAUCGCCUCCUGUCAGUACACAUUUGAGAAAGCAGCGGCAAAAGCUGAAUUUGCUGAUAUGCCUGCACUUCGUGGUAAAGAUUAUGGAAAGACAAAAAUGCGGUAUCCAGAUUACACUGAAACAGAAUCAGGCCUCCAGUACAAGGACUUGCGGGUUGGUGAUGGCCCUUCCCCAAAAAAGGGGGAGAUUGUUGUGGUUGAUUGGGAUGGCUAUACAAUUGGAUACUAUGGUCGUAUUUUUGAAGCUAGGAACAAGACGAAAGGAGGUUCGUUUGAGGGUGGUGACAAAGACUUCUUCAAGUUUAAGGUUGGAUCAGGACAGGUCAUACCAGCUUUUGAGGAGGCUAUAUCAGGCAUGGCUCCGGGAGGAGUUAGGAGAAUAAUCGUACCACCGGAUCUUGGAUACCCAGAUAAUGACUACAACAAGUUGGGUCCAAAACCAACGACAUUCUCGGGACAAAGAGCUCUUGAUUUUGUUCUAAGGAAUCAAGGCUUGAUAGACAAAACUCUCCUAUUUGACAUUGAGCUUCUCAAGAUAAUUCCUAAUCAGUAGUAUAUGAGGUUCCUUUCUCACUUGGAACAUGAUUGUGUCUUGCACUGACACCUCUUGUCUGUCUACAGUCCGGUAACAUGCCAAAGAUUACUUUUUGCAGGUAUGACGAUUAUUUUGGAACAAAGAAACACAUGUUAUUCACAUCUGUUAUUGAAGAACUGUGAUAAAAAUAUAUAAUGUGUCAUCGAAUGUGAAAAUAAAUUUGCUAGGCAUAUGUGCACAUACGUAAUGAUGCGGUAACCAUAUCUAUACAUCUCCACUUUAUGUCUCUUUUUGAAAGAUGCUUAUGAAGUUUUGUACUGAAGCUGUAUUUUAAUACCUCUUUGUUCACCACUACUGAGGGUAUAGAGGAAGUGAUCAGCUGAGGAAUUGCGGAAAGGAACAACAGCAUUCUAGUUGCAAAAGAUGUAAAUAGACAAAAAUCUUGGCUCUGUCUAUCUUGAAUGAUUCCUUUGUAGCUUAAUAACAUGGUUCUCGGACAAUGAGUGAAACUUGAGAAUUGAUUGCAUUGCAUUGCAUUAGUUGCUGGAGUAAUGAGGAAGAAGGUAAUGCUAAAACUGUAAUCGAGUCCUUCA